Messenger RNA from Hydra vulgaris (swiftwater hydra), 1120 nucleotides. RefSeq names its product cilia- and flagella-associated protein 144. Lineage: Eukaryota; Metazoa; Cnidaria; Hydrozoa; Anthoathecata; Hydridae. Gene Ontology annotation, cellular component: ciliary base. The record is from RefSeq and is a predicted model, not a curated record.
CAUUGUUAGUAAAUCUAAAUUUGCGUCUUUUCAGCCUUAACGAUUCGAAUUUUAAAUUUUGAAUGUCAGUUGGCGUAAUUUUUGUGGCGUAUCAAGGUGGAUGCUGGUAGCGCCAAUUUUUUUUGUGGAUCCUUUUGGCAUCGUUAACUGAUCACACAUUAUUAAAUAUUUUUUUAAAGAAUUAACUUUUUAUAACGACUCAGUAUAACGAGAAAACAUAAACAUUAAUGUAGUGGCACAGCAUACAGUAAGCUUAGAGCUGAGUUUAUGUGAAACAGAAAAUUAGGUUCAAUGUUCAGAUAUUUUGGUUGAAUUAAAAACCCAGCUAUUAAUAAUGAUCUUGCGCAUGGUUCAAUCAUUACAAAUAUUUUAUCUUUACUAAUUGGUCAGUAUCAUAACAAAAUUAAAUAUUGACAAAGUUAAAUCAAACGAAGAGAUAAAGAUAAGAAUUUUAGGACCCGACUAAAUUGACAUUUAGUCGAUUAAAUCGACUAUUUGAUCGUCUUUCGACUAAUCGAUUUAGUCGAAGUCGAUAACGACACUAGUUACCACGCAAAACGGUAUUUAUCGUGGCGGUUAAUAUUUAUCGUGAAUAAAAACAAAUGUUUGUCUAUGUUUUUUAAAAACCGAUUUAUUUACGAUACCACUAGCAACAAAAAGAGCAGCCAAGAUACUUAAAAAUGUCUGCAACAAAAAAAUAUCAAAGUUCAGUAAAUUACGUUCACCAAAAUGCCAUACUAUGUGAAACAAUAAAAAAGGAACAAAAAAAUGAAAAACUUUACACUAACUUUAGCGUGAGCAAAGUUUAUGCAUUAACUGGAAAACCAAAUUGUACUCAUGACUUAGAAAAUGAAGAAGUUGAUAGUCGUUUUUUAAACAUAAUUAAACAAACUAAUCAGACUCCUCCUCAAAAACUCGAUUAUCCUCAAACUGAAGCUCAAGAAAUUGGAUGGUGCACAAAACCUUUAAUAGAGCCUUUGCUUACUGAUUACAGUCUUCAUCACCCUAAAAAACAUACUGAAAUAACCAAGUUUAUGGAUGCGUAUUGGAGACAAAAAGAACAGUCUACCGAUCACACUUAAGUUCCUUAAAGUGGAAUAAAUUUUUAUACUUUUUUUAA